Echinococcus granulosus is the source of this 1890-nucleotide messenger RNA. Its product is annotated as Ester hydrolase. The coding region runs from base 1 to 1890 and encodes 629 amino acids. Gene Ontology annotation, molecular function: hydrolase activity, acting on ester bonds; zinc ion binding. Gene Ontology annotation, cellular component: nucleus. The record is from RefSeq and is a predicted model, not a curated record. The transcript is spliced from 8 exons. NCBI's taxonomy places the organism in Eukaryota, Metazoa, Platyhelminthes, Cestoda, Cyclophyllidea, Taeniidae.
AUGGCUGCCACCACUUCGUCAAACACAGCAUUCUCCGACUGGCUGGAAAAAUAUCUAACCCAUCUUAGCAACGAUAUCGAUAUUGAAGUAUAUGGUGAUUACAUUGAAGGUCUUUUAAAGGACGAAACAUUGGAUAAACAGGAGAUCAUUGACAGUAUUCGAAGUUUUCUCGAGUCCGUGCUGCCUUCAAAGUCAGCCAUUGAAGGCAGUGAAAUGAUAUUUUCGCGUUUUCACGAUUCCAAAGCCACCGCGUCCGCUCACUCAUCCUCUUCCAACGCUGCCACCAACACCACCGUCUCAGAACAUUUCGACCAUUUGGAGGAACAGAUGCGCUCCAUCCUCAUCUCCACUGUUGUUGCCAAUACCACCACUCUGGCAUCCUCCUACGCCAAUCCUUUCUCUCCCACAAAUUCCUCCACGCAAUCUACGGCUCUAAAGACUCAAGGAGGGAAAAAACAGUCCCAUCAGAAACAGGAGCAUCAGCGACAUAAACAACGGGAUGCUUGUACAGCGGCGGUGCUUCGUGCAGCAGGCGUGAGUGGUUACCAGGGCGAUGAGGAGGCUGAGGCGGCACUGACGGUGGCGUUGGCGGACGCAGAGUACUUCGCUAAACAGGCGACGACCGGCAUCAACGGUGGAGUCUCGCCUUCCGCGACGACUGUAAACACAGUGUCAAAAGGCGGAAAGUCGGGCUCGGGAGCCGACGUAGUGGCGGCGAUGAUAGCGGAGAGGGAAGAGGAGAUCGAUUUGGAGGAGAUUGAGGAGACUCAGGGAUACGCCAAAAAGGAAGGAAUUAAACCAGGCAGUGUAAUGGAUGCCCUCUCCACUCUAAAUCCGGGCAAAUUCAGUUCUUCCAAUACUGCGGUUGCUGCCGCAGAAGAUUUAAAGUCCGCGCGACAUCUUAAACGAAUGCCUACACCGGGUGAUGUUAAUUCCAGUUCCACUCCCGGUUACCUCCUUCUUAAUUCUCGAGCUGCUGGCAGCAUUGGUGCCUCCGCUGCCACACCCACCCCACUGGGUGGCAGCGCAGCCAGCUCCAUGAAGAAGAAGUCAGCCCCACCUUCAAAACACCUCGCGAAUAUUGGUGCGAGGGCCGAGGAGAAGCACCAGCGAAUGAUGGAAAGGCAGCGGGAAAGGUUGGGUGCUGUCGGGCCGAGUGGUAACCGUCUUGACGAUAUGGAUGCAUUCUUCUUCAGUGACGAUGAGGAUGAGGUGGAGACGAAGAUGGGAAAGUCGCGGCAAGGAAAGAAAGACGAUGUGCUACUCUCAAGCGGCGGUAAUAGAGAACGUGCAGCAGAGGCAGAAAAGUUGGCGAGGGUCAUUUCAGCCCGCGAAUACGCGGAAGCGAGGUCGAAGGAGAAGGCGGAACAGUGUGGGUCGCCAUCAUCGGAGCGAGCUAGUAACACACUGCUCUCUUCCCUGGGCCAAAUUUUCAUCACCGAAGCAAUGCCCGGCAAGGUGGUUGAGAUAGUGGCACACAAACGAAUCGGUGGGCCGAGCAUCAUUGAUCUUAUGCAGGCGGCUCUCUAUGACAAGUUCUCCAAACAGGAGCUCCCCAUGGCCUUGGGUGGUGUCUUCUACUUGCAAAAUAGCGGAGCUCAGGCCAGUGUACUGUGCGAGCUGCCACAGGAGCCCUAUCACACCUUCCCGUGCCUAAAGAAAUACCAGACGUCUUUCAACAUUGACGGUCCCAUCAUUGGUGUGGGUACCGUGCUCUCUCAUGAUCCGAAAAAGAUGGGCUUUAGCAUGGCCUCCUUCUAUUGUUGGAAUGCAAGUCGCCUGCUUACAGGUCACUUUGAAAAUGAUAUUUGCCCCGAGAAGGCCACCUACACAGUGUACUUGACACCGGCUAAGAAGCUCUACCGCCAAGACAAACCUGUGCACAACUAG